This is a messenger RNA of Mesorhabditis belari, 918 nucleotides long. NCBI's taxonomy places the organism in Eukaryota, Metazoa, Nematoda, Chromadorea, Rhabditida, Rhabditidae. The record is from the annotation of a GenBank genome assembly.
AUGAGAGUGCUCGGUUUGGCGCAGUCGGUAGAGCGGGGGGCUCGAGCUCGGGAGGUCCCUGGAUCUCGAAAGCCUGAUCAUUUAUCUGAUGGAUUGACGUUCUCGGAUUUUCGAUCAGUUGGUGAUUGUCAUGACGAAUGCGCAACUGGCUGCACCGAACCGAGAAGUUCGAGCGCUUGCUUCACCUGUAAACACCUCACUCAGACGUUGCGUAAUCGAGCUGGUUUCAAAUGUGUAACUAGAUGCGAUGACGGGUAUUAUCUUGAUGGAGACAAUUGUCGGAUUUGCUCAGUGCAUUGCAAGACUUGUUCCGCGUCAGAGGUGUGUGAGACGUGUCCAGGUGCCCAGUUGAUCAUCGACGUUGCGCAUUAUGGCCAUUUCGAUCACGGCACUUGUGUCGAUCAAUGUCCAAUGGGAUUAAUUGCGGAUUAUCAAACGAAUCUCAUCCAAGCGAGAUGUGUAUUGAAGGAGAAUAUGUGCGGAGAAGGCUUUUACCUUGCCGUGCAAAACAAGUGUACACUGUGCGAUGAGGCGUGCAAGACGUGUCAUGGAGCGGGUCCUUUAUUCUGUGACACUUGCGCCGAGGGUUACGGUAAUGUGAGCGUCGGUUACUGUCGACCGUGUUGCAAGACAGGGCAACAACCAGAAGUUUAUCAUUGUGAAGACUGUACUUUGAAGCGGCCAUUGUAUCGAUCGCAUGCAUCGAGUUCCCUCUUUUGGUCAUUUAUCUGGGUGAUUCUCAUCGUGAUGAUUAUGGCGUUGAUCGGCUUUGGCUUCAUGUGGUGUUUUAAAGAGGACGGCAUUGAAUACACGAAGCUUUCCCAUUACAAUAGUGCUCAGGAUCGGGUACGCAUCUUGGAUUCAGAGUCGGACUCGGAUGGAGAAGAGAUAUUCAAUAGUCGAUUGAGGACCGAGAUU